Linum trigynum is the source of this 1125-nucleotide messenger RNA. Lineage: Eukaryota; Viridiplantae; Streptophyta; Magnoliopsida; Malpighiales; Linaceae. The record is from the annotation of a GenBank genome assembly.
AUGGAUCAACAGCAGCAACAGCAAUUGCUCUUGCAGCAACAGCAACAGCAGCAACAACAAUUUCUGUUGUUGCAGCAAUUGCAGAAGCAAGCUCAACAUCAGCAUCAACAGCAGCAACAGCAACAUCAACAGCAACAAGCGUCUGCGAUCUCCCGAUUUCCGUCCAACAUCGACGUCCAUCUCCGCCCCUCGGGCCUCCAUCGCCAGCUCAAUUUCCAGCACCCCAAUCCAAACCCUAACCCUAAUUCCAAUUUGCAACAGCAGCAGCAGCAGCAGCAGCAAUCGCAGGGCUCUAAUUUGGGCCAAAAUAUGCAGCAAUCCUCUCAUCAACAGCAGCAAUCGCCUGGGCAACAGCAGCAACAGAAAGCGAUCCGGCCGCCUGUCAACCAGGUGGAGCUGCAAAUGGCGUAUCAGGACGCAUGGCGGGUCUGCCACCCGGACUUCAAGCGCCCAUUUGCCUCCCUUGAAGAUGCCUGCGAGAGGUUGCUACCGUACCAUGUUGUAGCGGACUAUGAAGCAGAGGAGGAUGACAGAAUCCUUGAUUCCGACUCUACCGGCUCAAUGCCAUCUCGAUCUCAGCAGUGGGACUACAACAUUGCUGCAAAAGUUGCAGAAUUCACCGGCACAUUCGAGAAGCAGGCACUAGCUUUCAACAUAAUCACCCGGAAGCGAGCCAUGGGUGAGUUCCGUUCAGAAGAGAGGCUGAUGAUCGAACAGGCUCUCCUCCAAGAAGAAAAAAGAAUGCUGCUGGAGACCAAAGCGGAACUGGAAGCUAGGGAGAAGGCCCACCGGGAAGCCCAGCUGCGGAUGGCUGCAGCAGCUAUGGCCCAGGCAGAGCAGGCGCGUGCUGAGUCGCAUGCUCAUGCAGAAAUGAUGGCUCGAGGCCCUAUAAGGGCGAAUGCGCUUGCAGGCUCGCAGGGCUCGAUCGGUCACGACAUGGGAGAGCAGGAACACAAUGUGAACCCUGACGAGAUGAUGAAUGGGUGGGGAAACAACAUGCAGCGAGAUGACAAGGAGCCGUCGGAGGAUUUCUUGAAUGACGAUGAAGAGAAUGACAAUGGGGAUACAGCGGCCCAAGGAGGCGAGUGGCGUGAAGCUCGGGAAUUCGAUCUCAAUUCAAGAUGA